Messenger RNA from Prorocentrum cordatum, 489 nucleotides. The record is from the annotation of a GenBank genome assembly. Lineage: Eukaryota; Dinophyceae; Prorocentrales; Prorocentraceae.
AUGAACACCGAGGAGGGCGUCGACCGCCUGGGUCUGGUGGCCGACGACCUCGCGGUGGCCUGCACCGUCUCCACCACCGGGCUGCUGCAGCUGUGGAGCCUGGGCGGCCCCCAGCCGGGCGCCCUGCUCGCCCGCCACGACUGCCUCCGCGGGGAGCCCGCGCUGCGCGUGGGGGAGUCCGACGGGUACGUCCUGGGCACCCUCUACGACGAGGGCUCCGGGGUGGCCCACGUGGCGGCGGGCGGUGUGGACGGCCGCCUCGGCCUCUUCCACCUCAACCUGGAGGCCGCCAGCUUCUCCGGGCUCGUGCCGCACGGCGCGGGCGGCGGGGGCCAUUCUGGCGUGGUGAGGUCCCUGGCGCAGCUGGGCGCGAGCAGGCGCUUCGCCACGGGCGGCGAGGACGGGCUCGUCUGCCUCUGGCGCCCCGCUGGGCGGAGGCCCGCGAGCGCCGCGCCCGCCGCGGCGGCUGGGAAGCGGCGGCGCCCGUGA